AUGGCGGCCUCCUGCAGCCCCCUCCGCAGGGGUCUCCAAGUGUUCGCUGUCUCCCAGUGGGUCUUCUCCUUCUUAGGGCUUGGGAGGCAGCCCAGGGACCCCGGGCCCUUGAAGCAUGCGCCCCCUCCUCCAGCCCAGGUAUGCCUGGUGGCUUUGAUCUUUGUGCUCCUGAGCCGGGCCUGGACCCUUGGGGUCCUCUACCUGGUCUGGCUGUACUGGGACAGAGACAAAGCCAGGGCUGGAGGCCGCCGCUCUGCCUGGGUCCGGGACUGGGCCAUCUGGAGGCACUUCCGGGACUACUUCCCCAUCUCGCUGGUGAGGACGGCCCCGUUGGACCCCUCCCAAAACUACCUCUUUGGCUUCCACCCCCACGGAGUCCUGGCGGUCGGGGCCUUCAGCAACUUCUGCACGGAGGCCACGGGCUUCUCCCGCCUCUUCCCUGGCCUCCGGCCGCACCUGCUCAUGCUGCCCUGCUGGUUCCACCUGCCGCUGUUCCGGGACUACAUCAUGUCCAGUGGUCUGGUCUCCUCUACCAAGGCCAGUGCUGCCUAUCUGCUGUCCAGGCCAGAGGGCGGCCAGGUGGCUGUCCUGGUCGUGGGCGGCGCUCUGGAGGCGCUGGAAGCAAAGCCCGGAGGCCUGAGCCUGCGGAUCCGCAAGCAGAAGGGAUUCAUUAAGCUGGCGCUGGAGCAGGGGGCCUCCCUAGUCCCUGUCUUUUCGUUCGGGGAGAACGAGCUCUUCCGGCAGUGCCCGAACCCGCGGGGCUCCCGGCUGCGCCGCGCGCAGGAAGCGCUGCAGCCGCUGCUGAGCGUGGCCCUGCCGCUGUUCUACGGCCGCCUGGGGCUCCUGCUGCCCUUCCGCGCGCCCGUCCACACCGUCGUGGGGGCGGCGAUCCCAGUGCAGCGAUGCCCGCGGCCAAGCCGAGCUCAGGUGGACGCGCUGCAUGCGCUCUACGUGGAGCGGCUCACGCAGCUGUUUGAGGAGCACAAGGCGCGCUAUGGUGUCCCCGCGGACAGGCACCUCGUCCUCACCUAGCGGGACCUCCCGCCAUCAGGCCCCUCCCCUCCCCUGGGCGAGUGCGGGUGGGGGAGUGGAAUUAAAGGUGGGAGAGACCCGUGUC
Messenger RNA from Lepus europaeus (European hare), 1117 nucleotides. RefSeq names its product 2-acylglycerol O-acyltransferase 2-B-like. The record is from RefSeq and is a predicted model, not a curated record. The transcript has 7 exons. Lineage: Eukaryota; Metazoa; Chordata; Mammalia; Lagomorpha; Leporidae. Bases 1 to 1032 code for a protein of 343 amino acids. Gene Ontology annotation, molecular function: diacylglycerol O-acyltransferase activity. Gene Ontology annotation, cellular component: endoplasmic reticulum membrane. Gene Ontology annotation, biological process: diacylglycerol biosynthetic process; triglyceride biosynthetic process.